Molecule: messenger RNA, 1638 nt
Organism: Chrysoperla carnea
Lineage: Eukaryota; Metazoa; Arthropoda; Insecta; Neuroptera; Chrysopidae
Gene: cbt
Product: Krueppel-like factor 10
Exons: 2
Coding region: 192-1394 (400 amino acids)
Biological process (GO): regulation of transcription by RNA polymerase II
Molecular function (GO): RNA polymerase II cis-regulatory region sequence-specific DNA binding; DNA-binding transcription factor activity, RNA polymerase II-specific
Source: RefSeq, a predicted model, not a curated record
UAAUACUUGAUUUCAAAGAGAAUUUUCAUCAAACGUUUCAUUUUAUAUCGGUUUAUGAAAGAGUUCAGAUCGAAGAGGAAUUAACGCUUUAAUUAUUAUAUAUAUUUUUUUGAAAUUUAAAGCAAACCUCUUGAAUAUUAUUACAAAGUGAUUUUAGUUAUUAAGUGUUUUAAUUAUUAAUUUUAAUAAAAAUGCAACAAACAAAUUUCGAUACAACGGGAAUUCCCUGUUUAUCACCACCAUCAACUCCUCCGCUCCAGUGUGAUUAUAAUAUGUUAAAAAAAUCAGAGGAACAACAAACUGGAAUUAAACGUAAAAUAGAAACAGCAAAUUUGGGAGUUAUUACACCACAAUCGUCAGACACAGAAAGUUGCGAUGAAGCUGAUUUACCAUUUCGUAAACGUAGUCGCCAUCAUUUUGAAUAUUGUCGUAGUGAAUUGGAACGUUUGUUAACAACACCACCUCCAGAAAAGAUUAAUCAAGAACAAUUUGAGAAUCCUACCCCAGUACGAUAUGUGUCAGUAAUACAGCGUGCAACAAAAGAUGGGGCGUGCAUUUCAUUACCAAUCCCACAAUUUAAAAAUGUUGAGCCAGUACAGCGUAAAAUUGUUGAAGAAACUCCAAACAUAUUAAAAAGUUUGAAGUUUAAAAUGGGCAAUCGUAAAGAAAAUAUUUUUGUUACUACGAAAAAUACGGAUCAUGAAAAAAAACCUAUGAUGACGUCAUCUCCAAACAAGACUGAAAUCAUAAAAUCAUCAACUGAAUCAUCUCCAUCAAUUCCAAAACCAGCAGCAUUAAAUUUACCACCAAUUGCACCAAAGUUAAUGACAGCAACCCCAACUAAUGGUGGUAGCCCUACAUUAUUUUUAACUUCGACUGAAAAUGGAACAACUACUUUUAUUCCCGCACAAAUUGUUCUGUUACCAUCCGCAUCACAUCCAUCAAAUCACCAAAUAAUCGCCGCAACAACACAAGCUACAACCGUACCUACCAUGGUUAACGCCACACCAGAACGGAGACGUGUUUACAAAUGUGAUUACGAAGGAUGUGGCAAAAACUACUUCAAAUCGUCACAUUUAAAAGCCCACACUCGUACUCACACAGGAGAACGUCCGUUUGUAUGCCAAUGGGAACAAUGUGGUCGACGAUUUUCACGUUCCGAUGAAUUAUCACGGCAUAAACGUACCCACACCGGUGAAAAGAAAUUUGGAUGCCCAGUGUGUCAGCGACGUUUCAUGCGUUCUGAUCAUUUAGCCAAACAUGUUAAAAGACAUUCAAAGGAGCGACCAAAUUCAACAAUGCGAUCAGUCAAUAACACUACAGCCGCCGCCCCCACACAGCGAUAUAACCUUGUACAGGCUGUUAUUCGUCCAUUACAACCAUCUCAGUCGUAAAAAAAACUCAUCAUUCAUUCUCAAGGACAAAAAAAUUUGCAUUUUUAAAUUGUUCAUUUGUUUUUAAUUUUGGAACAUUCCAAAAUUGUUUUUUGUUCAUUUUAUUUAUUUUUAUAAAUUUUUGUAAUACCUGUGAUCAAAAACACUAUACUACAAAAGUGUUGACAUCAUCAUAUACUGGACUAAACAAAGAGAGUAUUAUAUAUUUUUCAUAUAAUCUAUCUUUGUUUGAAUUUAGUAGUUA